Molecule: messenger RNA, 300 nt
Organism: Macrosiphum euphorbiae (potato aphid)
Lineage: Eukaryota; Metazoa; Arthropoda; Insecta; Hemiptera; Aphididae
Source: the annotation of a GenBank genome assembly
AUGGAUGAUAAUAAUUCUAGCCCUACUACUACAAAAGUUGAUCGGCUUAACAGUUUCCAUCCUGACUGCGACGAAUUAAAACAUAAGUAUGAUCAAUGUUUUAAUGUAUGGUUUACUGAACAUUAUAUGAAUGGACAUUAUAACAAUGAAGGAUGCAAUAAAGUGUUUGAGUUGUAUACAGACUGUGUAAAACGUGGUAUGAAAGAAUACGGAUUGCAAUACGAACAGACAACUACUUUACAUUUGGGAACAAACAAAGAAAAAACUUCACCACUCAAGGAUACAGAAAAGCCAAAAUAG